AUGGAUGAUUUGUGGAAUCAAGCAUGGGAUUCUUUGAUUCAAGAGGUGCAGAGGGAGGCCGACGAGGAAGCGGCGGCGGCGGUGGCGGCGGCGGCGGCGAUCCCUCGUGCGAUUCGUCAUCGUCGGACAAUCCCACGAGACCAUGUCGGAGCGGCUGAUCGGCUUAUGGCCGACUACUUCAGCGCUGACCCUCGUUACCCGGCUGAGAUUUUUCGUCGGCAUUUCAGAAUGUCGCGACCGCUCUUUACCCAUAUAGCGACGACAUUGGCGGACCGGUUCGAGUGCUUCACGCUCCGGAGUGAUUGCACUGGCCGGAUCGGACUGUCUACUUUGCGAAACGCACCUCUGCAAUUAGGCAGCUUGCCUAUGCCGGCCCGGCUGAUAUGUUCGACGAAUACCUACAGAUGGUCGUCGCCUAUCUUCAAUGAUGAGUGCCGGGGAGAGGGUCCAGAGAUCAGUUUUGUAGCAAAUGGCACGCAGUAUCGCAGGGGAUACUAUUUGGCAGAUGGAAUAUACCCUUGUUGGCCCGUAUUCGUCAAGACACUUCGCCAACCGGCUGGAGCUAAGAGACAAUAUUUUGCGCGAAAACAAGAGGCCGCUAGGAAAGAUGUUGAGCGAGCUUUUGGUGUGCUCCAAGCGCGAUGGGUCAUUCUACGCUGCCCGGCACGAGUUUGGCACGAAGAUGAUGUCGCGAAUAUUAUGGUAGCAUGUAUCAUAUUGCACAAUAUGAUAAUAGAAGAUGAAGGAUUUGCUGCAGAACGUUGGGCACCGGAAGAUGGUGCAAGUUCAAGUCACGGCGUUGUCUCCGCGCCGAUGCAGAUGGGUGUACCACGUAGUAAUGAAUAUCUGAUCCAACGUUUCGCUGAUAUACGCAGGAGCACAGCACAUGACUCCAGGUCGAUUUGA
Molecule: messenger RNA, 906 nt
Organism: Salvia hispanica
Lineage: Eukaryota; Viridiplantae; Streptophyta; Magnoliopsida; Lamiales; Lamiaceae
Source: RefSeq, a predicted model, not a curated record